Messenger RNA from Helianthus annuus (common sunflower), 1476 nucleotides. RefSeq names its product mitochondrial carrier protein CoAc2. Lineage: Eukaryota; Viridiplantae; Streptophyta; Magnoliopsida; Asterales; Asteraceae. The transcript is spliced from 7 exons. The record is from RefSeq and is a predicted model, not a curated record. Gene Ontology annotation, biological process: transmembrane transport. Bases 189 to 1220 code for a protein of 343 amino acids.
AAAAAAAAUCCACUGGUGGUAGCCGAAUACUUUGAUUAUACGCUGAUUAAAAUAUAUUGACGACCCACGCCUCAUUGUCGUCUUCAUCUCACCAAAACAUUAAAUUUUGAUAUCUUCUUGAUUCCCCUUCACAAUAAUAGGAAGAAACCUUCGUCUCUCUCUCUCUCUAGAUCAUUAUAGAGAGAGAAAUGGUAGAGAAGGUAUUGUACGAAACAACACAACCGGAAGAAGGAGUUAUAGAAAGUAUUCCGUUGUUUGCUAGAGAACUGAUCGCCGGUGGUGUUGCCGGUGGAGUUGCCAAGACAACCGUUGCUCCUCUCGAGCGUCUCAAGAUCUUGUUUCAGACAAGAAGUGAAUUUCACAAUAUAGGAUUGUUAGCAUCUUUUAAAAGAAUUGCAAAGACAGAAGGGCUUCCAGGGUUUUACAGAGGAAAUGGAGCUAGUGUUGCAAGGAUCGUUCCAUAUGCAGCAUUACAUUAUAUGGCAUAUGAACAAUAUAGAAGACAAAUUAACUAUCACUUCCCUGCUAUGGGCAACGGGCCAGUCGUUGAUCUAGUAGCAGGAUCAUUAUCUGGAGGAACCGCUGUUCUCUUUACAUAUCCACUUGAUUUAGUUAGAACCAAACUCGCUUACCAGGUUGUGGAUGCUCCUAAAUUGAAUGUUAAAGGAUCCAUGAUUAGCGAACAAGCAUUUAAAGGUAUCGGAGAUUGUUUUGCGAAAACUUAUAAAGAAGCUGGGAUGAGAGGCCUUUACCGUGGUGUAGCUCCGUCACUAUAUGGAAUCUUCCCGUAUGCGGGUUUGAAGUUUUACUUCUAUGAGGAAAUGAAAAGCCAUGUCCCUGAUGAUUACAAAAAGAAUAUAAUAGUCAAACUUGCUUGUGGAUCUGUUGCUGGUUUACUUGGUCAAACUUUCACAUAUCCUUUAGAUGUCGUACGAAGGCAAAUGCAGGUUCAACGGUUACGCGCUUCAAACAGUUCGGUUAAAGGAACAUUUGGAACUUUUUUAAUGAUUGUACAAAAAGAAGGGUGGAAGCAAUUAUUUUCAGGACUGAGCAUUAAUUAUUUGAAGGCUGUACCAUCGGUUGCAAUUGGAUUUACCGUCUACGAUGUUAUGAAAGCGUACUUGCGGGUCCCAUCGCGAGAUAAAGCCGUUGUGGAAGUCUCGACAAAUAAAAGAGAACUCCAAACAUCAACUUUGUCCUCAUCACAAUCUGCUUCUUAAAAUGAUAAAAUCCAACAUAAUGCGGUAUUCUUUUUUCUCAUUGAUUAGUAGGUAUUGAGGCCAUUAACAAGUGUACAUUUGAUUGUUGUGUAACCUAGCCUAGGUUAUUAUGCGGUAUAUAUAUAAGCUAUAGGUUGAGAUUGAGAAUAAUGUAGGGUAUAUGUUACAUGUCAAGAUCCAAAACAAUGUACAUAACAAUAAGAUUUGUAGAUCAAUUUGUAAUAUCUAUUCAUGAAUAAUAUAAUGAUUCAAACAA